UGUAAACAGAGUUUGAUAGAGAUUUUGAACAAAUUAUAGGUUUUUGUGUUUUGAUUGCAUUUUAAUGUCAUUUCAGUCUAAGUUUGCAGAAUUUGUGAGAAGGGAUCAAACCAUGACUUCCAGACAUUCAGACACUCAUACAGACCAUACGGACACCGAUUCAGACCUCACACACCAUCGCAACAACUAUUUGAACAGAUAUUCAAAACUUAAGAAGAGAUGCGAUGCCAUCAAAUCAGACAACGAAAGACUCAUUCAAAACAUCCAUCAAAUGAAGACAUUAUCUCAUAAAUACAGACAACAAAAGAAGAUUAUAAUUAAACGAUUGGCUAAACAUAGAGAUAAUUAUAUGAGUUAUGAUUUACCACUCUUUCUGGAGGUCCACCACUUCAUUGCAAAAGAUGAAUCAAUAGCACAACCAUCGAGUGAUGUGAAGACUAAGCAUUUGAUGAGCAAAUCCAAUACAAACACCACAAACAUGACAUCAAAAGCCAAAAAGUCAAAACCAAAUGCGAGUCGAAAUGAGAUCACUUCCAACGGAACCGUUUAUGUCGUCCCCAAAAAGCCUAUCAAUCCAUACCUCCUGUUCUGUCAGGAGAAUAGGAGUUCAUUACAAGAGAGAUAUCACAUUAAACACAAUACAGAGAUGACACACCAGGAACUGACCAAAGCUCUGGCCCAGCAAUGGCACGAAUUGUCGGUCACUGCCAAACAGGUUUACUACAAUCUGUUUAAUAACGAUAAGAUUCGCUAUGAGAACGAAAUGAAGAUAUUUGCCGCUAAUUCUAACAAAGAGUCCGCAAAUAAAACCAUCGACUAAUUGGACACUUAGUUAGCUUUGAAGUUAUUCUUCAAUCGUCUCAACUCUGCCAUCGUUGCGAUCGCAUCGUCCUCUUUGUUGACCUCUUUUUGGACACUUUGGACGUCAACUCUCAUGAAAGGGUUGGUCUUCUUCUCGGACCCUAUUGUCGAUGGAAUCGUCGCUUCAUUCCUUGAGCGCAAGUCCUGUGUAUUAUUGCCAAUAAUUGAUUGAAUAGUUUGUUACAAAUUUUGAUAAAUAAAUGAAUUAAAACCUGA
Oppiella nova is the source of this 1077-nucleotide messenger RNA. The record is from the annotation of a GenBank genome assembly. NCBI's taxonomy places the organism in Eukaryota, Metazoa, Arthropoda, Arachnida, Sarcoptiformes, Oppiidae.